GCUGUGCGAGGCGAGUGGGGCCCUCCUGGCAGCUGCCCCUGCCCCACGUCCGUGCCCAUGCUCUGGACCCCCUGGGCACCCAUGUGCUGGCCUGGGGACCCCUUCGCACCAUGAAUGACCAGUACCACCGAGCCGCCCGGGACGGCUACCUGGACCUGCUGAAGGAAGCCACCAAGAAGGACCUGAACGCGCCAGAUGAGGAUGGCAUGACCCCGACCCUAUGGGCCGCCUACCACGGCAACCUGGACGCCCUGCGCCUCAUUGUCAGCAGAGGGGGUGAUCCAGACAAAUGUGACAUCUGGGGGAAUACCCCCCUCCACCUGGCAGCAGCCAAUGGCCACCUGAACUGCCUCUCCUUCCUCAUCUCCUUUGGGGCCAACAUCUGGUGCCUGGACAAUGACUACCACACCCCACUGGACAUGGCAGCCAUGAAGGGGCACAUGGAGUGUGUGCGGUACCUGGACUCAAUUGCUGCCAAGCAGAGCAACCUCAACCCCAAGCUGGUGAGCAAACUGAAGGACAAGGCCUUUCGGGAUGCGGAGCGGAGGAUUAAGGACUGCGUGAAGCUGCAGAAGAAGCACCACGAAAGGAUGGAGAAACGGUACAGAAAGGAGAUGUCAGAUAAUUCAGAUACCAUGAGCUUUUCCAGCUAUUCAAGCAGCACCUUAAGCAAGAAGUUCCAGCACAUGUCUAUGGUGACUUCCUUGCCAUACUCACAAGCCACCAUCCAUGGCACAGCCAAGGGAAAGACGAAAAUACAAAAGAAAUUAGAGAAGAAGAAGCAGGUGGACGGGACAUUCAAGAUCUACGAGGAUGGCAGGAAAAGCGUGCGGUCUCUGUCUGGUCUGCAGCUGGGCAAUGAUGUCAUGUUUGUGAAGCAGGGCACAUACGCCAGCCCAAAGGAGUGGACUCGCCGCAAUAUCCGAGACAUGUUCCUCACAGAUGAAGACACUGUCUCCCGUGCCAUAAGUGACCCAGGUUUGCACAUGGACUCGGCCCACUCAGAGGUCAGCACUGACUCUGGACACGACUCCUUGUUCAACCGCCCUGGGCUGGGCACCAUGGUGUUCCGGCGCAACUACGUGAGCAGUGGGCUCUUUGGGAUCGGCCGGGAGGACGGGGGCACACUGGGGGAGGACAGUGCCGAUGAGAUGGGCAUCAGACUGCGGAGCCGCCUGCAGCGCUCGCCAAGUCUCAACGACAGCAUUGGCAGUGCCAACAGCCUGCAGGAGAGGAACGCAGAGGAGCUGCCCUGGGAUGAGGUGGAGCUGGGCUUAGAUGAUGACGAUGAACCCGACACAAGCCCCUUGGAAACUUUUCUGGCUUCCCUGCACAUGUUUGAAUUCAUCUCCAUCCUGAAGAAGGAAAAGAUUGACUUGGAGGCUCUCAUGCUGUGUUCAGACAAUGACCUGAAGAGCAUCAAUAUCCCUUUGGGUCCCAGGAAAAAGAUUGUGGAUGCCAUCCAGAGGAGACGACAAACGCUGGAGAAGCCAGAUGUUAUUGUAGACACUGAACUAUAGCAGCAGCAUCUCUUUUUUUUUUUUUUUUUUUUUUCUCUCAAGAAACAAACCCAGUUCUAAGUUGCCAGAAAACACAAGCCAGAGACUCCCUUUCUGGGGCAGCUGAAAGAUACAGCCAUCCAGCCAUCCCCACCAGUCCCACGGGACUGCUCCCUCACUCUGCUUCCUGUCUGUGUGACGCUCCUGGGCAGUUCCUGGCACGGAGGGAUGACAGCUGAGAUUGGACCAGGCAGGUCCAACCUGCCAACCUUCAAGGGACCAUGGUCUCCCACUCACUGGAGGAAGGAGUGAGCUGCACAGAUGGCUGGGAUGCUGCUGUCACAGGCUGUGAGACCACACCAAGCCAUGAACGGAAGGAGAUAACGUGAUAUUUUCAAAGGGAUACAAAAUAAAUAAUUACAAGCUA
Messenger RNA from Vidua chalybeata, 1926 nucleotides. RefSeq names its product USH1 protein network component sans (gene USH1G). Gene Ontology annotation, molecular function: protein binding. The record is from RefSeq and is a predicted model, not a curated record. The coding region runs from base 111 to 1520 and encodes 469 amino acids. Gene Ontology annotation, biological process: equilibrioception; sensory perception of sound; sensory perception of light stimulus. The transcript has 3 exons. NCBI's taxonomy places the organism in Eukaryota, Metazoa, Chordata, Aves, Passeriformes, Viduidae.